AUGGCUGAUGCUGACAUGUGGUGCGGUUGUACUUUCCUGAGCACACUGUUUGGUUGCUGGUCCCAGCCAACAGUGCCACGCAGUGAGGUCAUCGCGACCACAGCCAAUGGCCUCCAGGCUGAUGGUGGAUACCCAAGUCGCAUCGUGCACCUGAGCACCGGCCAAGUCGUGAAUCCUUACGCCAUUGACGUCGACAUCAAGGUCAAGGAGUUCCAUCCUGAUGGAACAAAGCUGACGGAGGAGGAAGCCAGAUACUUGCAGACGCACAUGUCGACGAUUUUCGCUCGCCGUCCCUCUCUGGCGCCGCUGUCAUACGAGGGAAUCAGGUUCGAGCGGCGCAAAAAGUCGCCAGCAGAGAUCGAGUUCAGGCAGAAGUGGGGGCUUAGCCGCAAAGCCAAACGGCGUGCAUCAGGUGCUACAGGCCUCGUCGAGCGUCUGCAAGGUUCCUGA
Molecule: messenger RNA, 450 nt
Organism: Symbiodinium sp. CCMP2592
Lineage: Eukaryota; Dinophyceae; Suessiales; Symbiodiniaceae
Source: the annotation of a GenBank genome assembly